Messenger RNA from Lizanozyma spartinae, 2190 nucleotides. It is a transcript of the gene LRO1, whose product is annotated as phospholipid:diacylglycerol acyltransferase. The transcript has a single exon. Gene Ontology annotation, cellular component: cytoplasm; perinuclear endoplasmic reticulum. Gene Ontology annotation, biological process: triglyceride biosynthetic process; lipid storage. Gene Ontology annotation, molecular function: phospholipid:diacylglycerol acyltransferase activity. The record is from RefSeq and is a predicted model, not a curated record. NCBI's taxonomy places the organism in Eukaryota, Fungi, Ascomycota, Pichiomycetes, Serinales, Debaryomycetaceae. Bases 1 to 2190 code for a protein of 729 amino acids.
AUGACAGGGUUGAAACAAAGGAACAAGGUCACUGAUCAACAGAGGGAAGACAAUGGAGGGGUAUCCUCAAGUGUUCGCACUCCGGGGGUUAAUGCUAAGGUGAAGGCGAAAGUUGAUGAAGAUGACACUGAAGGUGGGAGUGAAGAAGAAGAAGAAGGCGAUGAUAAUGAUGAUGAAGAAGAAGAAGAUGAUGAUGAUGGCGAUGAUGGAACUCCUCCCAACACAAUUGAACCUACAACUCCUACGAAGUCAAAGAAAAAACUUCAUCAUGUUUUCACCAAAGGGUUGGUGAGGGCUCAAUCACUUACUAAAAAAUCCAAAUCAAAGUCGGCGGCUAAAUAUAAAGAGGGUAAGACUGAAAAUUCCAGAAGAUUCUAUCAAACUCGUAGAGUUGUGUUUGUGUUGGGUGCUGUGAUUGGUUUGGCUUUAACUAUUAUCUUCUCACUGGAUGCUCUGUUGCCGGAAUUUGCGCCGCUGUUUGUUAGUGAAUUGGAUAAAUACAUUAACAUUGAUUCAGUGAAUGAUUUCCUUGAAGAUUGGAAGGAUGUCAUCCCCACUUCGAUUCAAGGAAUUAUUGGUGAUAUGGGCAUUGAACAUGAAACCGAAGAUGCGAUUCAUGGAUCAGCUGAGCUGUUUUCCGUGGGUAGAAGAAUGGCAAAGCAAUACAAUGUCACUAGGAAAUUUAACGUGCUUCUUGUUCCUGGUACCACCUCUACUGGUAUUGAAUCUUGGGGGUUAGACAAUACUGAUAUUAGUUGUCCUUCGCAACCACAUUUCCGUAAGAGAUUAUGGGGUUCUUAUUAUAUGCUUAAAACCAUGAUUAUGGAUAAAUCUUGUUGGUUGAAACAUAUUAUGUUGGAUCCUGUUACGGGCUUGGAUCCACCAGGAAUUAAAUUGAGAGCUUGUCAAGGUUUUGAAGGCGCCGAUUUCUUUAUGGCUGGAUAUUGGAUUUGGAAUAAAGUUUUGCAAAAUUUGGCAGUCAUUGGAUAUGAUCCAAAUACAAUGUUAAGUGCUAGUUAUGAUUGGAGGUUGGCGUUUUUGGAUUUAGAACGUCGUGAUGCUUAUUUCAGUAAAUUAAAGGAAUCAAUAGAACUAAACAAACGUCAAACAGGUGAAAAGACUGUCCUUGUUGGUCAUUCUAUGGGUGCACAAGUUAUUUAUUAUUUUAUGAAAUGGGUUGAAGCAGAAGGACCUUUAUAUGGUAACGGAGGUUCUCAAUGGGUCAAUGACCAUAUUGAAGCAUUUGUUGAUGUUUCAGGUACUUUAUUAGGAGCUCCUAAAUGUGUUCCAGCUUUAAUUUCUGGAGAAAUGAAAGAUACGGUUCAAUUGAAUGCUAUUGCAAUGUAUGGAUUAGAGAAAUUUUUUAGUCGGAAGGAAAGAGUUCAAUUAUUGAGAUCUUUUGGAGGUAUACCUUCAAUGCUUCCCAAGGGAGGUGAUUUGAUUUGGGGUACUUUGACUGAAGCACCAGAUGAUGUGCUUGGAUUAUUAAAUACUAGCAUUGCUAGUGAAGAAGCCAAAACAAUGAAGGCCAAAUCUUAUGGUACCUUUAUUGAAUUAGUUAAUAAAACUGAUUCUUCUUUAUCGCGGAAUUUGACUGUUGCUGAUAGUCUUGAAUAUUUAUUGGACACUUCUCCUGAAUGGUUUGUUAAUCGUAUAAAUGAACAAUACUCUUAUGGAGUUGCCAAAACCAGAAAAGAAUUGGAAGAAAACAACAAACACCAUAGCAAAUGGUCUAACCCACUUGAAGCUGCAUUACCCUAUGCCCCUGACAUGAAAAUAUAUUGUUUCUAUGGAGUUGGAAACCCUACUGAAAGAGCUUACAAGUAUGCAGAUGCCGGUGGGCUCACUGAUUUAGACAUUACCAUAGAUCCUGAUUCUCCGGAUAGAGUUACCAUGGGAGAUGGAGAUGGAACAGUGUCAUUACUAGCCCAUAGUAUUUGCCAUGAAUGGCAGAAGGGUUCAGCCCUGAGAUACAAUCCAGGGAACUCUAAGGUAACCAUUGUUGAAAUGAAGCAUGAACCAGAUAGAUUUGAUAUUAGAGGUGGCGCAAAGACUGCAGAGCAUGUUGAUAUUUUAGGUUCUGCAGAAUUGAACGAAUUGAUUUUGAAAGUCGCUGGAGGUCUUGGUGAUACGAUCCAAAACAGAUUUAUAAGUAAUUUGGGAGAGAUUGUUGAAACUCUUGACAUUUAA